UUAAAAUUAAUUUUAGAGGAGUUGUAUUGAGAUACCUGAAAAUAAUAGACUUGAGGAUCGAAGCCAUAGUCACUGAAUUGUUGAGGUUCAACAAUGGGGAAUUUGUUUGACAUUUUGGUUAUUUCUGUGGGAAAAUGGGACUACUACUAUACUAUGCAAAAAGACUAGAAAUUUGCACUGGACUAAUCCAAUUCAGGUGUAAAUCAAACGACAAAUGAGAGGGAAUAGAGUCAAUUAGGAAUUUCCAAUUCACAACCAGUUUUUUUUUUUUUUUUUUGGAAAGCAAAGUCAAUUAGGUUCGUCCUUAAUUAACUGAGAUUUUUAUUCGUCAAAUCUGAGAUUUUUUUUCUUAAUUAGCUGAGACUUUUCUGUCUGUAAUUAAUUUUAAAAGGGUGUGGCAAUUGUGGAGAGGCAGGUGCUAAUGGUGAAAGAUGAUAUGGAAGGACGGGAGGUGGGGUAAAAUUGGGUUUGGUUAGUAAGGUGGCAUGUCACAUGGUGUCCACCUCAUUAAACUAUGAGUGACAUGUGGUAUUGGCCUCUACCUUGGACAAACUUAACGGUGGAGGGGUAUAUUUGAGCCAAUAGUAUAACGUUAGGGGUAUAUUUGAACUCAAAGUAUAACGAAGGGUAUAUUUGACCAUUUUUCAAUAGUACAAGGGUAUAUUUAGCCCUUUUCCGUUUUCAAUACGAUCAAGAAGUACCGAAAUAUUGAUGCACAAGCAUCACUUAUAGUCUCCUCUUAAAUGUCAUUGAUAAUCUUAAUUAUCUCAAAGUCUAUAUUAAUGCACCUGGUUUUCUUGUUAAAUUCAUUGUAAUAGAUGGAACAAGUAACACAAUUAAUUCUAUUAAGUUAUCCCAUUUUUCUUUUUUCUUUGUCCAAUUAUGGGUAUUCUAAUUAAUAUCUGUUGAUUAUUGCUUCGUCUACCACAAGAAGUGAACAAGUACGAGUGUACGACAAUAUCAAAAAUGAGGUGGAAGACUAUGUUCAAACUGAACAAGAACUUACAAAAUGCAACCGAAGAAAUUUUGUUAAUCUUGAUGUUUAUAUCGGCUCUACUAUACUUAAGGUGGAUCAGGAGUCGUAACAAUCAAGAUCAUCUGCUUACAAAUAGGAGCACUGACAAAUUAAACAAACAAAUAUUCAUAUUAGCAGGACAAAGCAACAUGGCAGGUCAAGGAGGUGUACACAACUUCUCUUGGGAUGGUAUUAUACCUCGCGAAUGUCAACCUAAUCCAGAUAAUAUUCUUCGAUUAUGGGUAAAUAUGAAGUGGGGAAUUGCACACGAACCCCUUAAUUACGGGGUUGAUUGUCUUCAUAAUUGUGGAAUUGUCCCUGGAAUGGCAUUUGCUAAUGCAAUUCUUAAACAAGAUCCAAAUUUUAGGGUUAUUGGAUUAGUGCCAUGUUCUAGGUCAGGUACUGGAAUUCAUGCAUGGAUUCGUGGGAGUUUGCCUUAUGAUCAAUUGUUAACAAAAGCUAAGGUUGCUCUUAGAGAUGGAGGGACUAUUAGAGGAUUAUUGUGGUAUCAUGGUGAGAGUGAUUCAAAGUAUAAGUCCACUGCAAGAUGUUAUAAAUCCAAAUUUAUAAAGUUUAUUCAAGACAUACGUACCGACUUGAAUUCUCCUCUGCUUCCUGUUCUUGUGGUAGUUCUACAUUAUCCAAAACCGCCGUUUGUAGGAAAAUUUGUGCAUGUAGUGAGACAAGCACAGAUGGAUAUUGAACUCCCAAAUGUAAUAAAGGUGGAUGCUAAUGGUCUACCAGUGGGUUCGGAUGGUAUUCAUCUCACAACCCAAGCCCAAGUCCAACUUGGUAAUAUGAUGGCUCAGGCUUUUCUCAACGCUAAAUUUCAAUCUGUAACAUUUAAUUCAAAACAAGACAUAUCAUAUGAUGUAGCUAGUAGUACCUAUCCACUUUUUUUUUUUUUGUUUAGAUUAUUACUUAUGGUACUAAAUUAUUAGAAAUC
Molecule: messenger RNA, 1961 nt
Organism: Lycium barbarum (goji berry)
Lineage: Eukaryota; Viridiplantae; Streptophyta; Magnoliopsida; Solanales; Solanaceae
Product: probable carbohydrate esterase At4g34215
Exons: 2
Coding region: 967-1956 (329 amino acids)
Source: RefSeq, a predicted model, not a curated record